This is a messenger RNA of Arabis nemorensis, 2205 nucleotides long. The record is from the annotation of a GenBank genome assembly. NCBI's taxonomy places the organism in Eukaryota, Viridiplantae, Streptophyta, Magnoliopsida, Brassicales, Brassicaceae.
AUGGGUUGUACAAACUCCAAGCUCGACGAUCUUCCGGCGGUUGCUCUUUGUCGCGACCGUUGCAGUUUCUUAGAAGCAGCGAUUCAGCAACGUUACGCUUUAGCCGAGUCUCACGUAGCCUACACACAAUCCUUGAAAGGAAUCGGCAACUCUCUUCACAGCUUCAUCAAUCACCACCACCGUUUCGCCGGAGACGACCCAGAAGAAGAUUCGCCUAAGAAAGCUAAACCGAAAAUAACCCACUCGGAUUCUGGGUCGGGUCAUCUCGAAUUCGAUUCUGAUUCCGACGAAAUCGAUUCCGAUCACUCGUCUCCUCUGCAUCACCAUCUCGACGACGAAGAUCCGGGUUUUACCGGGUACUCGAAUUCGGGUCCGUAUUUGCAUAUGAACUAUAUGAAGAAUAGUUCGAUGCCUCCUUCAGUCGUCUACGAGCAGAGACCUUCGAGCCCUCAGAGAGUUUACGUCGGCGAAUCAUCGAGCUCUAACUAUAAUCCUUACCUUUAUCCUCCUAAUUGGAGUAAUCCAUCCCCGAAUUACGGACCCGGAUCUUCGAAACCGCCUCCGCCGCCAACGACGUCGGAGGCUUGGGAUUUCUUGAACCUUUUCGAUUAUUCGUACACUCCUAGUCGGGAUUUGAGAGAGCUAAGAGAGGAAGAAGGUAUUCCGGAUUUGGAGGAAGUGGAUGAGGUUGUCAAGGAAGUACAGGGAAAACAGAAACUUGUCGCCGCCGUGGAAGAUAAGGAAGAGCCGGCAGGUAACUCUGGUGGUGCUAGCACUAGCGGUGGUCAGGCUUCUCUGUAUCAGACUAGGCCAAGCGUGUCUGUUGAGAAAGAAGAAAAGGAGUACGAGGUUCAUGUCGUGGACAAGAAAAUUGUUGAGGAUGGUGGGGAAGAGGCACGGAGGAGUAAUGCGGCGGCGGCACGUGGCGGUGUCCGGCGUGGGGUGGCUGAGGUUGCGAAAGAGAUAGAUGUUCAGUUCUUGAGAGCUGCAGAGUCAGGAAGUGAGAUUGCAGUGAUGCUUGAAGUGGGCAAGCAACCUUAUGGGCGCAAACAUGGAUUGUCGAAGAUGCAGCACGGGGUUACUCCAUCGCUGUCUACGGUGUCAUCAUCUCAACCAUCAACCUCCAAGAAAGCUGAAGCCUCUUCUUCGGCGCCUGCACCUACUUACGCUGAUAUUGAGGCAGAGCUUGCAUUAAGGUCUCGUAAUCUUUCUUCGACAUUGCACAAGCUCCACCUUUGGGAGAAGAAACUUUAUGAUGAAGUCAAGGGUGAGGAAAGACUGCGUUUAAACCACGAGAAAAAGUUAAAGAAGCUGAAGCGUUUGGAUGAAAGAGGUUCUGAGUCUCAAAAAGUAGAUUCAACACGAAUAUUAGUGAGAAGUUUGUCCACUAAGAUACGGAUUGCGAUUCAAGUUGUUGACAAAGUAUCUGUUACAAUUAACAAGAUAAGAGACGAAGAGCUAUGGCUGCAAUUGAAUCAAUUGAUCCAAGGGCUAAGCAGAAUGUGGAAAUCCAUGCUUGAUUGCCAUCGAAGUCAGUGUGAGGCUAUUAAGGAAGCUAGAGGUUUAGGUCCCUUAAGAGCGAGCAAAAAACUUGGUGACGAUCAUCUUGAGGCUACAAGAAUGCUUGGGCAUGAACUCAUAGAUUGGAUUUUGGGAUUCUCUAGCUGGGUUAGCGCGCAAAAAGGUUUUGUAAGAGAACUGAAUAGUUGGCUUAUGAAGUGUCUUAUCUAUGAACCCGAGGAAACUGCCGAUGGAAUAGUUCCUUUUUCUCCUGGUCGUAUUGGGGCUCCCCUGAUUUUCGUGAUCUGUAACCAGUGGGAACAAACUUUGGAUAGAAUAUCAGAGAAGGAAGUUAUUGAGGCCAUGCGUAGAUUCACAACGAGCGUGCUUCAUCUUUGGGAAGAAGAUAGGUUAGAAACCCGGGAGAGGAUGAUGGGGCAUGGUGAUUCAAGGAAUAUGGACCGAGAGGAACAGAAAAUACAGAAAGAGAUUCAAGAACUGGAAAGGAAAAUGGUUCUGGUGGGUCCGGGCGAGGAGAACAUUGUCUACCAAAGCGAUGCUAGUAACGAGAGUUUGAAGGGUAGUCUUCAACGUAUUUUUGAAGCUAUGGAGAAAUUUACAGCAGAAUCUAUGAGAGCUUAUGAGGAUCUCUUGGAGCGUGCUACUGAAGAAGAAAGCGGUUCUCGAGAAUCAGAGGAAGGCUAA